Venturia canescens is the source of this 1853-nucleotide messenger RNA. Its product is annotated as 26S proteasome non-ATPase regulatory subunit 5. NCBI's taxonomy places the organism in Eukaryota, Metazoa, Arthropoda, Insecta, Hymenoptera, Ichneumonidae. The record is from RefSeq and is a predicted model, not a curated record. The coding region runs from base 86 to 1603 and encodes 505 amino acids. The transcript is spliced from 2 exons. Gene Ontology annotation, cellular component: cytosol. Gene Ontology annotation, biological process: proteasome assembly.
AGCCACAAAGCUACAACCACCUCAUCAUCCUGCCUCAUAUCUUUGUCAAUCUCUUUUUGUGCGAGUACGAUUUCGAAUUUUCAUAAUGACAGAGUGGUUUAUCAAUAAAAUACUUCGUGUAACCGAAUUGAAUGAUGACGAGGCUAGAAGAGAAAUUCUCGCAGAAAUGAGUAUAAAAUUGCAGAGUUUGACACGGCAGGAUCUCAAAGAAAUCAGUCGGAAUCUUAAUUUUUCUGGAUUAUUCUCGCAGUUAACCUCAAAUGACAGGAAAUCGAUCGAAGAGAUAUGUAACAUCUUAAAGAUUCUUAUGGAGGGUUUAGAGCCUGGAGAGGUACACAGACGCUAUCCAUCGGAAUUACGUCUUUUCAUUAAACACAGUGAAUCCGCGGCAAGAGCUCUGGCGUUGAAAGAGCUGGAAAGGGAAGCUGCUGGAAGUCCUGAAAUAUUAGAACAGUUGUUACACGACGGGGAUCUAUUGCGAUCGACAUUAGAGAGAAUUGGAGACGAGGAUCUGGGUGUAGCGAAUCUAGCUAUGGGGAUCGCAAAGAAAAUUGGUUCUGAAAUCCAAGGGGCGAGGAUUCUUUACUCAGGAGAAUCCUUGAGGACAAUAGCCAAACUUCUAGCCAAAAACGAUGCGACGAGCUUCAGAGUUUACGAGGUUGUAGUUGCAAUAGCCAAGAACUCGGAAGAAGGCUUGGAGGCGAGCGCAAACUCUGGUUUUCUUCAUGGUUUGAUCAACGUUCUGGACAACGACGAUAUACUUUUGCAGUUGAACGCUCUAGAAGCAAUGUCAGAUUUGGCGGAGAGCGAUCAUGGACUCGAUUACCUGCAAGAGCAAAAGGUUCUCAAAAGAUUGGCGGACAAAAUCGCUCGUGCGGGGGAAGAUCCGCUUUCGGGUCUCUUCAUUCCUGGUCUCAUGAAGUUUUUCGGUAGCGUAGCGCGCCGCAGACCCGACGAGAUCUUCUCAAAAUACCCUGUUGUGAUAACGUCCCUUUUCGAGCUGAUCCAGGCCGAAGACACGAGUCUUCUCGGCAAUGCUCUUGAUACUCUGGGUCACGUGGCUUCCAGCGUUCAAGGGAAAUACGCUCUUCAAAUGCUCGGUGACUCUAUGCCUUGCGCUCUCCUCAAAAUCAGCGAAAUCAUACGGAAUUCACCCAACGAGCUCCGUUUGCGGGGACUCGAAAAUCUUGCACUAAUUUUACAUCUUGAUAAACAAGAUCAGGACAACAGAACAUUGACUCUAACGAAAUCCUGGUUCGAUCGUCUAGCGGAUAAUCCUCUUGGAGUUGUUGUCACUCUUUCGAAACAACCGUUUGCUGAUAUCCGACAAUCGAGCUUACUUAUUUUAGCCACCCUUUCGUCACAAAAUUGGGGCCAAGAAUACAUCGCGAAUUUCCCUGGUCUGCUUGAAUUCUUACUCGAUCGGGGAGCUGAAACUUUCAAGAAUUGCAAAGAUCUCAAGUACCAAAUCGUGAAGAAUCUCGUCGACUCCGAUUCCGAAGUUUUCGACCCCGAGAGCCUUGACAAGUUGAAAAAAUUCGUUCUUCAAGGUCCGUACCACGUCGACCAAGAAACCGAGGUUACCACCGAAGGAGCUUCUUAGUUCUCAUUUUCACAUAGACUUACAUUUUGUUUCUCGACACCUGUGUCAACCUUGAAAGGUAAAAAAAUCUUCAUUUUCCCUCGUUUCUCGUCGACUGAUUUUUUAUUUUUUGUACAUUGUCCGGUGGGUAUGAACUUUUCACCAAGCAACAUCCGGCUGGUACCACAAUUUAAAUCCGCCAACCCAAUGCGAAGAGCUUCACCGGCACAAUGCUUUUAUGUUCUUGUAAAUAAAUCCAUUUUUACCGGAA